UUGCCAGGGCAUUGCCAUGUGGCAGGGGGAAGUUGGCGUCUUGGCUGGCAUCCUGUUUUUCCAGUUGACAAUUAACACGGCAGGAGGCCGCCCUUGCUCUGCCAGGAACUUUGGGCAUGGCUCCUUGGUGUGUGAAUGUGGUGCCUCCUAUUGUGACACAUUAGAGCCUGUCUCCCUUCCUCCUUUGGGCUCUUUCGUCAAAUAUGAAAGCAACAAGGCUGGGAAGCGCAUGGAGCGUAGCGAAGGGAGCAUGAGUGACAAGCCUCAACAGACAGCCGGUCUCCAGCUGAAGCUCAAGACAACCCAGAAAUAUCAGAAAAUCAAGGGCUUCGGAGGGGCUCUGACGGACUCCGCGGCUAUCAAUAUACUGGCCCUGUCCCCGAAGGCUCAAACAAACCUGCUCAAAUCUUACUUCUCGGAGCAAGGGAUUGAGUACAACUUGGUCCGUGUCCCCAUGGCGAGCUGUGACUUCUCCGUGAGGCUGUAUACGUACGACGACUUGGAAAAUGAUUUUGAGCUGAAAAACUUCAGUCUGACUGAGGAGGAUACCAAAAUGAAGAUCCCCAUCCUUCAGCAGGCCCAGGCUGUGGCCCCAAAGCCCCUCUCCCUCUACGCCAGCCCCUGGACCUCCCCGGUCUGGAUGAAAACCAACGGAGCCAUGACGGGCCGUGGGACCCUGAAGGGGAAACCGGGGGACAAGUACCACAAGACCUGGGCCAAUUAUUUCAUCAGGUUCUUAGACGAAUAUGCCAAGUAUAACCUGACCUUCUGGGCGGUGACGGCCGGGAACGAGCCGACGGCUGGAGACAUCAUCUUCUACCCGUUCCAGUGCCUGGGCUUCUCCCCGGAGCACCAGCGGGACUUCAUCGCCCAAGACUUGGGCCCGGCCUUGGCCAACAGCUCUUACAAGGGCAUCGAGCUCAUCAUUCUCGACGACCAGCGAGUCAUGCUGCCUUACUGGGCCAAAGUGGUUCUCAAAGACCCCGAGGCCUCCCGCUAUGUUAAUGGGAUUGGCAUCCACUGGUAUUUGGAUUUCCUGGCCCCCAUCGACUUGACGCUGUCCAUCACCCACCAUCUCUUCCCCGAGUACUACCUCAUCUCCACUGAAGCCUCCACCGGUUCCUACUUUUGGGAGCCUCGCGUGGUUCUUGGGGGCUGGGACCGUGGCAGCAAGUACAGCCACAGUAUUCUCGCGAACCUCAACAACUACGUCACGGGCUGGACCGACUGGAACCUGGUGCUGGACAUGGAAGGGGGCCCCAACUGGAGCAGGAACUAUGUGGACAGCCCGAUCAUCGUCGACGCAGCCAACGACGUCUUCUACAAGCAGCCCAUGUUCUACCACAUGGGCCAUUUCAGUAAGUUCCUCCCAGAGGGGACCCAGCGCAUCAGCAUCCAGAACAGCAAAUGGACCAGCUUGGAGUCCUCGGCUUUCCUGCGCCCGGACGGUUCGGCGGCUGUCGUGGUCUUGAACAGGUCCCCCAAGGACGUGCCUUUUGGAAUCUCCGAUCCCGGCGUGGGCUACAUCCAGGCAGUGGCGACCGCGGAUUCCAUCCAGACCUAUCUGUGGAAACGGCCCACAGGCGGCACGGAGCAGCCCGGCUCCAGAUAA
Euleptes europaea (tarantolino) is the source of this 1612-nucleotide messenger RNA. Its product is annotated as lysosomal acid glucosylceramidase-like. The transcript has 10 exons. The record is from RefSeq and is a predicted model, not a curated record. Gene Ontology annotation, biological process: glucosylceramide catabolic process. Lineage: Eukaryota; Metazoa; Chordata; Lepidosauria; Squamata; Sphaerodactylidae. Bases 17 to 1612 code for a protein of 531 amino acids. Gene Ontology annotation, molecular function: glucosylceramidase activity.